Messenger RNA from Quercus robur (English oak), 1548 nucleotides. RefSeq lists its product as uncharacterized. The record is from RefSeq and is a predicted model, not a curated record. Bases 1 to 1548 code for a protein of 515 amino acids. The transcript has 2 exons. Gene Ontology annotation, molecular function: zinc ion binding. NCBI's taxonomy places the organism in Eukaryota, Viridiplantae, Streptophyta, Magnoliopsida, Fagales, Fagaceae.
AUGGCAACAAUUUAUCACCUCAAACAUUUCAUUAAAGGGAAGUAUUAUGGGCAUAGUCUUUCUUACUAUAAGAUAUGGGAUGCGAAACAACGAGCUAUUGCAAAGAUAUUCGAGGAUUGGGAAGAGUCUUACCAAAAGUUGAGAAAGUUAUUGUUGGCAUACUUGGAUCAAGAAGCUGGCACCUGGUACUGGUGGCACACCAUACCCAGGAACGAGUUUGGUGAUACAAUUUUGCGCUAUGUAUUUUGGGCUUUCGCUCCAUGCAUUGAAGGAUUUAGAUAUUGUAAGCCAGUGAUCAGUAUUGAUGGGACUCAUUUGUAUGGUAAAUAUCGAGGGGUGUUGUUGAUUGCAAUGGCCACUGAUGCCAACAACAAGGUUUUGCCUCUCGCCUUUGCUGUUGUGGACAAAGAGUCAGGGUCUAGUUGGAGGUGGUUUUUAGAACGUCUCAGGAUCUCACUGGAAGAUAACGCAAUUGCAAACUGGCCUAUAGAUGAUGAUGGACGACUACGAGUAGUUCACAGAUAUUGCCUUCGACAUGUUGCUAGCAACUUCAACACGCAUUUUCAAGACGCUACUUUAAAGUCAUUGGCCUUGAAAGCGGGGUAUGCUACUCAGGAAGCUAAGUUUGAGUUGUACAUGCAACCUAUCAAGGAAGCCGAGAUUGAGGCCCUUAGGAAGAAACGGAGAACCGAGCGGCAGGAAAGUGAACCCGACUCAUCCAUCAUGCCAUACACAUAUCUAAUAAACGAGGAUCUAGACAUGUGGACCCAACUACAUGAUGGUGGAUACCGUUAUGGGGCUAUGACAACCAAUGUCUCGGAGUGCUUUAAUGGAGUACUGAAAGGUGCCCGUGGCCUACCCAUUGCUGCAAUGGUUGAAUUCACUCAUUGCAAACUUGUAGCGUAUUUCCAUGAUCGACACAAAGAAAUUACUCAUGAUCUCUCACAGGGCAAGGUAUGGAGUAAAUAUGCCUUAAAAAUCUAUGGACACAACCUAAAAAAAUCUCUUGGCCACAAUAUAACUGCGUUUAAUUACGUGAAUGGUAUAUAUCAAGUAAUUACUGCAUACAACAUCCAUAGCUCUGGAGGGGGACACCAUAGUCAUGAAGUAAACCUAAUGGACAGAACAUGUCGUUGUGGAAAGUGGCAAAAUCGAAAGAUCCCUUAUUCACAUGCAAUUAAAGCUCUUCAGCACUUGGGGCAAGAUGCGACUACAUAUAUUGACCCAUGUUAUAGUUUGAACAAUGCCAUUCGCACCUACUCACAUGCAUUUGUGGUGCCACUGUCAGAGUCAUUGUGGAGGGAUGUGGACGGUCCAAAGUGGGUGCCUGACCCACUCUUGUUGCGAGGCAAAGGUCGACCUGUGGCGUCUAGGAUACAGAAUGAGAUGGAUGGGGUCCGACGAGAACCAGGAAGCCGGAGGCCAGAUUCUGAGUUGAGGGAGAUUCAACAAAAGCAAAGCUGUGGACUGUGUCAUCAACAUGGGCAUAACCGUAGAAGAUGUCCACUUUCCCGUGGGGCUUCAACAAGCAGUAAUGAUCCAAACUAG